Messenger RNA from Closterium sp. NIES-65, 723 nucleotides. The record is from the annotation of a GenBank genome assembly. NCBI's taxonomy places the organism in Eukaryota, Viridiplantae, Streptophyta, Zygnematophyceae, Desmidiales, Closteriaceae.
AUGACGUUCAAUGUAUCGCAUGUGAUCAACUCGCUCUCCUUUGGAGCCAAGUUUCCAGGCCUAGUCAACCCCCUAGACGGGGUGAAAUGGAUACAGGAGAAGGACCCCGGCAUGUAUCAGUACUUCAUCAAGGAGAAGGACCCCGGCAUGUAUCAGUACUUCAUCAAGGUGAGACAGGAGAGUCCACUCAAAGCCAUGUCGUUGCACACUCAGGUCGAGAAGGGGAAAUGGAUACAGGAAGUAUUGGUACUCAUGUACCAAUACUUCAUCAAGGUGAGGUUGCCUGUUUCGUCAACUCAAAUCCCGGCAUGUACUGCUUUAUCAAAUGACGGAGCACUUCCGGCCGACAGAAAUGGGUCACAGCAGCCUGCCAGGCGUAUACGUCUUCUUCCUUCCCUCCCUUGCUGCUCCACACAUGCAUUCGGCCCACAAUGCAACCUACUCGUCCCUCCUCCUUUCUUCCUCUCCCUCCCCCAGUUUUCAGUGACGGAGCACUUCCGGCCGUCAGAGAUGGGUCACAGCCUGCCAGGCGUUUUUUUCUUUUACGACCUCUCGCCCAUCAAGGUUCGCUUCACAGAGCAGAACACAUCCUUCCUCCACUUCCUCACUAAUGUCUGCGCAAUCAUAGGAGGAGUGUUCACCGUGACUGGGAUAAUAGAUGCUGUGGUUUACCAUGGGCACAAGGCUAUCAAGAAAAAGAUGGAAUUGGGAAAGCUUAGCUAA